CGAGCUCUCUCCCAGCCGACGACGUCUCUCCACUCUCCCAAUGCAUCUCCCCCUCCUUGUCUCCAUGUCCUGUUUAUUAUAAUUCCUCUUCGUGGCAGAACACGCGCGUUCCCGUGCGCGUACGAGCCACGGGGCGGUCUCCCCGGGGCUAUAUAUACACAGAACACCGCGGCGAACAGCGCAGUCCCUCCACAGGAAGCUCUACUGGCAGUGUUGUGUGCGUGUGUUGUGUGCGUGUGUGGCCUCGACCCAGUACCUCGACAGCACCUGGCCAGGCCUUCUCUGCUCUACACCGAGGGACGAGUUCGCACUGCACGGCACUGCGCGCUGACUGACGCACUUGGUGGGAUCACUGCAGAAGCGAACUCAGUAGUGCAAGGUUCGGGGCUCGUGGUGCGAUGUCUACACCCAGCAGGGCCUGGAGUCCCGCCGACUCCAAGCCCGAGGAGAAGCAAGGCAUGCGUCUGCUCCGCAAGACAAAGGAGAAUCCCCUCGUGCCGCUCGGGCUGACAGGAUGCGCCGCCGCUGCUGCGUACGGGAUCUACACCCUACGUACUCGGGGUGACAGGAAGAUGUCCGUGCACCUCAUCCACACGCGCGUUGCAGCACAGGGGCUGGUGGUGGGAGCCAUGACGCUCGGGGUGCUGUAUUCGAUGUACAAAGAGUACAUCUUAAAGAUACCAACUGAUGAACAUACCACGAGCAGCAAGUGAAACUCCUUCUCUGGUCAAGAUGCGAAUCCCACUCACGGCAAGCUACUGCUGUCAUCUAGGCUACAUACACUUGUAUAUUAAACCCGCGAUGUUCUAUAACAUUCACAUUGUACAUCUGCGCUUCAACAAGUGGCACGCGUAUAUUAAUACAACUGCAAUGCUGAAUAAAAGUGCUGACUUGCCCAGAAAGUAAUAGGCAAAAGUGCCUUUCACCACGGAAAAAUAAAAUAAAACAACUUUUAAGCCUUUGAGCCUACACACAUUCUGGACCACUGUUUUAUACUUUUGCUUGUCCCGAAGGACUCUAAACAUGAAGAGACAAAAACAUGAUUGUAUUUUUACAUGCUUAUUAAUAUUAUUAUUAGUAUUAGCCUCAAUCCACCAUGAUGGGACUUUUUUUGUUCCUAAAGUGAUGUGUUAACACGAUGUGACAGCCAUCGCAGAUCAGUUGAACACGUAGCAGGCUUUCGCGACCAAUAUCAUCCAUGAUAGAGGUUUUUUUGGGUUAGAUCGCGUAAGAGAGGCCAUCACAGAUGUUGGCCACUGCUAAUCGAGGGCAUCCAUAAAAAGUAUUAUCCAUUCUUAAAACAUUACUAUUAGACAACAGUUUGCAAUGCUCGGCUAAUAUGUUAUGUUAUUCCUAAUUUUUAAAACAUUUUUAAGGAAAAACUUGGGUGAUCUUGAAUAGCACAUAAUAGGAGCAUUCAAAGGAAUCACAGCCGAGGAGUUUGGUCAACACCUGCGACUAUUUUUGGCCCCUAACGUUGAUGACAAUUUGUAUACAGUAAAACAUAUACUACAGGCUCUAAGCCAUAUAUGCAGCAUAAAGCGACUACUCGCGAGGUCAUAUGUAUCCAAGAAAAAGCGUGGAAAUACAUUGCACAGGGCACGAGGCUUCUUAAACUAUUCACACGCAUGCACAUGAAAUGUGCAGAUGGUGCAGAGGAUGCUAACACGUCCAGAGUGGAGUGAGAUUAAUGUCAAGCACAGCAACACUGCAAUACACCGUGGCACUACGUUGCUUGUGUUUUUUAUAAUGGAACUGCUGUUUAUGCUAAUACCGUGUGUAUUUUACAGUGAAUGUAAGGUAAAAAAAAGUUUGCACGUAUGUUAUAUGGUUGAAAAUAAGUUCGUACACAAAUUGUAUAGUAAUCUGCUUGUAUUUUUCGAUUUAAAGCUUUCGUGACUGCAAGGAUUCAUCUUCUUUGGUUCUUUCGGUAAAGUCACGUAGAAUG
Petromyzon marinus (sea lamprey) is the source of this 1948-nucleotide messenger RNA. Its product is annotated as HIG1 domain family member 1A, mitochondrial-like. Gene Ontology annotation, cellular component: mitochondrion. Gene Ontology annotation, biological process: mitochondrial respirasome assembly. Lineage: Eukaryota; Metazoa; Chordata; Hyperoartia; Petromyzontiformes; Petromyzontidae. The record is from RefSeq and is a predicted model, not a curated record.